AUCCCUCCUACAGGGCUUGACAGCUCUGUUGCAGUAACGACUCAGUCAGCGAGGAAGAGACAGAAGACGUCGACCCACAUAACCCUGUUUAGUCGCUUUAGCGUUACGGCUGAAAAAAACGUGUUUUAGGUCUGUUUUAAGAGUAUACGUAAAAACCAAGCUACAUUUUUUGUUUUUUUUCCUGACUUGGCUAACAAGCUGGCUAAUGUUAGCUGUUUCCUGGUUGAAGUUGCAGCCAUUUUGGAUUUUUACUGAGAAACAGCUAGCUGGCCGUGGCUUUGGGAGCAGUGUUAGCUAGCUAUCGCUCUCGUUUUCUUUGUUCACCGGGGCUGUUUAUCUGCGGACAGAGAAAAGAAGACAUUUUGCGAGACAGUAUACGCUAUACUACGAGUCAACAAUGAAUCCCGAAUAUGACUAUUUAUUCAAGCUGCUCCUGAUUGGUGACUCUGGUGUUGGAAAGUCUUGCCUUCUUCUGAGAUUUGCAGAUGACACAUACACAGAAAGUUACAUUAGCACUAUUGGUGUGGACUUCAAAAUACGAACCAUAGAACUAGAUGGAAAGACCAUUAAACUUCAAAUUUGGGAUACAGCAGGGCAGGAGAGGUUUCGUACAAUUACGUCCAGCUACUACAGAGGUGCCCAUGGGAUCAUUGUAGUGUACGAUGUCACAGACCAGGAGUCCUUCAACAAUGUCAAACAGUGGUUACAGGAAAUUGACCGCUAUGCCAGUGAAAACGUCAACAAGCUAUUGGUUGGGAACAAGUGUGACCUGACAACAAAGAAAGUAGUGGAUUACACAACAGCAAAGGAGUUUGCAGAUUCUCUGGGAAUCCCCUUUUUGGAAACCAGCGCCAAGAAUGCCACCAAUGUAGAGCAGGCCUUCAUGACCAUGGCUGCUGAAAUCAAGAAGAGGAUGGGCCCCGGGGCCACAGCUGGGGGAGGGGAGAAGCCCAACGUGAAGCUGACUCCAGGUACUACUGUCAAGACUUCAUCAGGAGGGUGCUGCUGAGAGAGAAGGCCCUUCCACUUUGGCCCUACCCUUUUACUCUGCAGGCCUACCGGCCCUGCUGCCAUCCCCCUCUCAACUCCUCUGUGUCCCAGCAAAGGCCCAAAACAACCAGAUAGGAUCGGGAAGACAUGAUUCACGUAUAUGUGAAAAUAUGAUGAAGUUGCCUGUAUUUGUACUGUACAUAAUGUAGCCGCACUACCAAAAAUACGAUUAAAGCAUCCUUCUGUCAUACUGUCCUGGUAUUGAUGACAAAUUCUACAGAUAGGUAAUCAUUUGACUGGCCCGAGUCCCCAUCAUACCCUGUUUCUGACAUCUCAGAGAUGACGUUUUUAUUCGGUCCUCUGAAUGCAGGUUCAUGAGAACUCUGUGUGUGUAGAGUAAGUGAAUGUCGGUUUCUCUGCGUUCCUACAGCAGGGUUGGAAAAUGAAUCGGUUCCAUUUAGGUUUCUGUUUGAUUGAACUUUUUCUGUUUAUUUUUUUUUCUUCAGUGAUGAUUUUUCUGUCGUUCUCAGUGUAUGUCUGUCAGUCUGUCUGUCCCCAUUUGAAGGUGUUUUUCAUUUUUCUCACCACCCUCUGCACAAGUGUCUCAACUGUCCAGCAUCCAAAUUCCAGUGCAACAGUAUAUGUACAUAAAUAUUAUGUAUAUAUAUAUAUGUAAAAUCUGAUUUGCCAGUUUGGUUGUGUUCAAUACUUUAUUGAAACGGUCUUGACUCUUUAUCUUUGCAUUAAAUUUGUGGCUGAAGACAACUGUAAGUUUGUUGCUCAAUGUGUAACACUUAAACUGAAAAUAAAUAUUGUACUACCAGAUUCUAUGAAAUGGAAGGGCGUGUCUGCAUUUUAUGGUGAGAUGUAGAAAAAACGUUUGAUUUAUUUAUUCUACAGCCAUUUGGUGUAUCUCCUGCUAGAUACAUAGGGUCUACUACGGUGGCCGAGAGGUGCAAACCGAAUUUACAUAAUGGAAAACACUUUUACAACCUUCAAGACAAAUUUACAAGCGACAAAACACUUUUACAAGUCCAAAAACACUUUUACAAAUCUAAAAACACUUUUACACAAUGCAAAACACUUUUACAACCUCCAAGACAAAUUUACAAGCGACAAAACACUUUUACAAGUUCGAAAACACUUUUACAAGUCUGAAAACACUUUUUCAAAGCCAAAUGUAACCGGAAAGGGAAUGUCCCAACUCCGGGGCUGAAGCGGAAGUGACGACGAGGAGCGGCUAAUGCACUCUGUCGGUCUGAUCUGCGCCAUUUAAACACUCUAAAGACCGACCACACGAAAAACAAAACCGCGUCAAUCGGUUUAUAUGUUCCCCACAAAACGGGCAAAACAUCACCCGCUCGUUGUCCGUUGCAUUAGCCGCUCCUCGUCGUCACUUCCGCUUCAGCCCCGGAGUUGGGACAUUCCCUUUCCGGUUACAUUUUGAUUUGUAAAAGUGUUUUCGGACUUGUAAAAGUGUUUUCGAACUUGUAAAAGUGUUUUGUCGCUUGUAAAUUUGUCUUGGAGGUUGUAAAAGUGUUUUGCAUUAUGUAAAAGUGUUUUUGGAUUUGUAAAAGUGUUUUUGGACUUGUAAAAGUGUUUUGUCGCUUGUAAAUUUGUCUUGGAGGUUGUAAAAGUGUUUUGCAUUAUGUAAAUUUGGUUUGCACCUCUCGGCCACCGUAGUCUACAAACUGUCGUGUGUAAUCUCAGUACAGAAUUGCAUAUAUAAAAUACAAUGUUCUCUUGUUUUCUUAAUAAAGACAACUGAAAUCAGUUUGAAAGUA
This is a messenger RNA of Amphiprion ocellaris (clown anemonefish), 2774 nucleotides long. Its product is annotated as ras-related protein ORAB-1-like. NCBI's taxonomy places the organism in Eukaryota, Metazoa, Chordata, Actinopteri, Pomacentridae. The transcript is spliced from 6 exons. The record is from RefSeq and is a predicted model, not a curated record. The coding region runs from base 398 to 1009 and encodes 203 amino acids. Gene Ontology annotation, molecular function: GTP binding; GTPase activity.